UGUGUACGCUGCAAGGAUCAGACGGUGUUCGCUUAAAGUUGAUAUCAAUGAAUUAGUUUAGUUUUAUUUAUUGUAACAAGAAACAAAUAAGUACAAUUAUAAAGCGUGCUCUUUGUUUAAAAUUACAAAGUGUAAAAAUGGAUCAAUAUCCGACAGAAGAGGAGGAAUUUGAGCUGAUGUAUGGAGAUGAGCUCGAGGCGAUGGAUGAUUUGGGGUUUGAAAUGUCUGAAGCACAACCGGAACCAACUCGUGCAAAGAAUAACGACCCUCCUCGUGCAUCGACAGCAUUUUCUCAUUAUAGCAGAGGUCCACUAGAUAGCCCACGUUUGUCUCAAAUCAACGAGGACAGCCCGUUACAAAGCCCCGCAUUUUCACAAAUACCGAGAAACUCAUCCACAAUCAAUAAGCGGCUCUUUGAUACUCCGGGUCCGUCGCGUUAUGGACGUUUGGCUUCGACGCCGUUUCCUGAAAAUGCUGAUGCUGGUAUACUGGCCGCUGACCCGUUAAGCGAAAUUCAAAACAUCGGUCUUAAUCCACGUAAAAGACGUUUAGAUGCUUUAUUCGGAGACAUUCAGGAUAUCGAAGAUGAUGAGCACAUUUUGUGUCAGCAGGUCUACACGAAGAAAACCAAAACCGAAGAGGAACUUGAUAUGGAAUUGAUCGAAAAAAUCCUCGAAGCAAGGAAACGCUUCCAAGCGGUUGUGAAUCCAGUUAAAUCGACCGGAUUGGAUCGAGCAGAGGCUUUGCAUCGGUUCAAGAUGCAGAAUUUGUCAUAUUCGGUGCCGAAGUGGCCUUUUGCUACGAUUGUGCGAAGUGACAAUGAGCGGGUUUACGUGCGGUUUCACUCGGAAGAGUUUGAAACGAAUGCUAUAAAUGAAAUAAAUUGCUUCAAGAAUGGUAUCAAUGGAUUACUAGGUGAUGCAAAGGAGAGAAUUUGGAACGAAGCUAAGGAAAUCGUCUCGAAGCGCUUUGAAGCUCCUGAACGUGCAAUUCAAUCUAGCCCGGAUGUACAGGUCAUUGUUCCAGAUCAGAGUACCGAGCUAUGGGUUGAAAAGUACCGCCCAAGACGUUAUAUUGAUUUACUGUCGGACGAAACCACAAAUCGCAGUCUAUUGCAAUGGUUAAAGUUAUGGGAUAAGGUGGUUUUCGGACGCGAACCGAAACAAAAAACUGAUACUAAACAGUUGAACAGUUUUAAUAAAAAGACCGGCCGAUUUGAGUCGAAUGGAGGCUGGAAGCGGAAAGGUCGAUCGGCAUUAAAUACUGAUCUGGAUGAACACGGUUGCCCAGUGCAGAAAGUUGCCUUGUUGUGUGGUCCCCCAGGUUUGGGAAAAACCACUUUGGCUCAUACAAUCGCCAGACAUGCCGGGUAUGUUGUGCGAGAGGUCAACGCAUCCGAUGAUCGAAGUCCGGAAGCGUUUCGGUUAGCGUUGGAGAGUGGAACACAGAUGAAAUCCGUGCUUAAUGAAGAUAAACGACCGAACUGUAUAGUUUUGGAUGAAAUCGAUGGUGCCCCAGUAGCAACGGUGGAUUUUUUGCUGCGAUUCGUGUCUGGAGCGGUCCCGCAAAAAGGUGGUAAUAAAAAAGGCAAAGGAGACAAGUUUAUUUUGAAACGACCGAUAAUCUGUAUAUGUAACGACUUGUACGUUCCUGCAUUGAGACAACUGCGUCAGAUGGCGUUCGUUGUCAACUUUCCACCCACUGAAUCGGCCAGACUGGCAGAAAGGUUACUGUUGAUAGCCAAGCAGGAGAAAAUCACAACAGACUUGACAUCUAUGCUAGCACUAGCGGAUAAAACAGGAAAUGAUGUACGGUCAUGCCUUUCCAUGCUGCAAUUUCAUAGCUCGUUAAAGAAACCCCUGCGACUGACGGACGUUUUGAAAUGUAAUGUUGGUCAGAAGGAUCGACACAAGGGGUUGUUCGGAAUUUGGUCUGCAAUCUUCCAGAUUCAACGGCCAAAGAAAACCUUAGUAGAGGAUGAGAAUUCAGCUAACGACGCAAUUGUCACGCUAACUGAUAUGUCUCCAGCCACGCGGAUGGUCAACAUUCUGGACGUGAUUCAUAUGGCCGGCGAUUACGAUAGGUUGACGCAGGGUGUGUUCGAGAACUAUUUGCAGCAAAAAAUGCCCGAUCCGAAUAUGGUCGGUGUAGCGGAAGCUGGCAGUUGGUUUUGCUUCAACGAUCGCGUCCAGCAGAUGAUUAACCACCAGCAGAAUUACUCGAUAUACCCGUACCUAAUGUACGCUUUCGUGUCGUGGCAUUUCCUAUUUGCCGGUCUGGUCUGGCCGAAAAUUAAUUUCCCUAACAAGGGCUUCGAGACGUCCCAAAAGCUGGCAACUUGUAAACUGAUACUAACGGGACUGCGGAAGGGACUCUCGGCGCAGCUAAAGGGUAUUGGUGAAGGACCAACGGUGCUGCUGGAUACGGUGCCGUUGUUGAAGCGUGUGAUUAGUCCUUCAUUGAGAUCGGUUUCGCUGCAAUUGUUGACUCCAAAGGAAAAGUCGGACCUAACUCAUGCAGUAGAAGUUAUGGCAGAUUUUGGCUUGAACUACAUACAACUGAAAUCGGCUGAGGGAUCUUAUCAGUACCAGCUGAAUCCGGAUAUCGAACAACUGGGUCAUUUCACAGGUGUUUCCGGGCAAAAUUUGAGCUACUUUGGAAAGCAAAUCGUCGCGAGAGAAGUGGAAAUGGAGGUUAUGCGACGAGCUCAGCCAAAAGUAUCCCGGGCACCGGCGAAAGGACAAACUGCUAAAAUUACCGAAAUCGGUGGUGCUCGUAAAAAUAAACCAUCGAACGCAGCAUCAUCGUCGACGUUACCCAAUCAUCUGCAAACUCUUCAGCCGAAACCAGUCGUCCAGAAAGUGAAACAGGUGGUAUUCAAGGACUUUUUCGGUCGGAUCACAACCCGUGAAACAAUGGUACCCGUUCAAGAAGGUGGAACUGACACGAUUGUAAAAAGCCCUAUUUGGUAUCGCUACAAGGAAGGUUUUAACAAUGCCGUGCGGAAGGAUGUUACUCUGCAAGAUUUGAUGUAAGCCCUGCAUUAUGACUCUCGAGCGUAAAUGAAAGUGAAGGUGUUCAUCCGAUUCGUACCAUCCUUAAAGUUACUGCAAAGAAAUCCUGUAAAAAUGGCUUAUCAUUUAUAAGCUACUCAAAGCAUAAUUUGCCGAUAAUUUCAUAAUACCUAAAUUUUCCAACAUAAUCAAGUUCAAAAGCUACGGCUGCCGCAAAGUUCACUAUCGUCCACCGGCCUCGGAACGCAAUCAAGUGGGGAAAACUUUGCGGAAAAUUUCCGUACCGCUUAGAGCGCACACACUUCAAAGCAGCUAAUUUUUCGACCGAAAAACAUCCUCUUUUACAGGAGGCUUUGCACGUAGCGCCGUGGCGCGGCGCUUUCGUUUGGAGCACAAGUCUAUGUUUGUAGCCGAGGUUCAGAAAUGCCUUUUCUUUACCGCUUAAUCCGCUUAAUUUUAUUUAACCCAAUUUAUUUAGGCAAUUACCCAAACUUUUGCUCAUCUUAUUAAAAUUUAAUCGAAUGUGAUCAACGAAAACAGUGAAGGAUGCAAAACGGAAGAUCGACCAAGGCAUCCUGUUUCGUCGGAUGGCGCAUAAGGUUAACUUUGGCGAUACGUUCCGGUGGUGCCAAGUGUUUUACUACCCGGGUUCUCUUUGAAGGCGAAACAACAUACAGCGAAGAUAUGCAAAAAGCAAAGCAUAAAGUAGUAAUUUUCAGCAACAAAGUAUCGUCGGAGAUAAAAGUGAGUCGUUACAAGAUUGCCGGAAGUGCUGUUGUGUGGCGUGUGCCGAGUGUGAAAAUUGAGUAAAAAUUAAAACAAAUUUUCUACCGAAACGGUACUUGCUGCUACUGUGAUGCUUUAAUAUCAUGUGAGGUGGUGGCCACAGGUGUCAGCGUAUAAAAGUUACGACGGCAGACAAGUUUUUAUUUUGUUUUGGUAUGGUACUCCGGAAGACGGAUGCCCUUAAAACAUGUGUUCCGAAUGUUAGGAUUUCAGGUUUUCGUAGAUAUCGUAAAAGGAAUAUUAAACAAAACGAAUCAAUCCCUGAAGUGAUGAUUCAUUUGAUUUGGCAAUAUUCUCUAUUUGUUAUCAAAUAGGAUUAAUAUUUCUUUACGAUGAACAAAUUCUGAUUUUUGCGAAAAAACGCUUUUUUUGAAGGUUAGCCUUGUGUUUGAAUUUGAUCGCUUCCACGAUGGAAAAAACUGUAAUAUCUUAUAACGAAAGCAAUUAAUGAAAAUCUAGGACUAGUUUCAUAGAAAGGUUUUCUUUUAAUUUUUAAACUUUUUUUAUUUCAAUUCAACAGAAACAAAACUUUUCGAACAUUUGAAGCCUUGUCACUGUUACAAAAAAAUUUCAGUGAUAAAUAUAUCACGUAUUUCGAUAUGUUUAGAGAAUAACGGUCACAACAGGAACGUACAUUGAGAGAAAUCUUCUGCACUAGACAAAAUUAUAUUCGACCAAAUGUAAUCUUGAAACGGGUGAUUUUUUAAAAUCUAAGGGUUCAGAUAGUUAAACUAUAUGAUUUUGUUUGCGGUAUACAGCUCAAAUCGUUCUUCGGUUCCUCCUAAUAUCACAUCGACAUAUACUAGCCACAAGCAGUAGCUCCUUUUGUCAAAA
This is a messenger RNA of Wyeomyia smithii (pitcher-plant mosquito), 4634 nucleotides long. It is a transcript of the gene cutlet, whose product is annotated as chromosome transmission fidelity protein 18 homolog. The record is from RefSeq and is a predicted model, not a curated record. Bases 138 to 3035 code for a protein of 965 amino acids. Lineage: Eukaryota; Metazoa; Arthropoda; Insecta; Diptera; Culicidae. The transcript is spliced from 10 exons. Gene Ontology annotation, molecular function: ATP hydrolysis activity; ATP binding.